AUGGACACCAAGAUCAGUUAUCGCUCUCUCGAUGACCCAGAUCGCUCUUUCAGACUGAUCAAACUCCAUCCGUCAAAGGAUAAUGAAAUUGCUACCUCAGACAAUCUUGUUUGCGACAUUGAGGAGCACUUUCGCGGUGAUUGUCCACCCUAUACCGCACUCUCAUACGUUUGGGCCGCACCAGAGAGCAAAAAGGAAGACAUCAUAGCGAAUGGGAUCAAGGUUCAAAUCAGCCAAACUGUCGAAAAUGCCCUCCGUCGACUACGAUUCCGGCAGAAACCCCGAUGGUUGUGGGUUGACCAACUUUGCAUCAACCAAGUUGACGAGACCGAGAAGAGUUCCCAAGUUCACCAGAUGCACAGCAUUUACAGCGAUGCAGACCAAGUUAUUUCGUGGCUCGGAACUGGGGACGAGAAAAGCGAUCUUAUAUGCCGCUUGAUGCGGGAUACGGGUCGAGCUAUCCGUCAAAGAGACAUUGAGGCUCUCAAAAAGCUUUACGGCAAAGAUGGGUCUGUGAACCUGGCUGCUGCCAAAGAGGCGCUUCACGGCUUCUGUGAACGAAGAUAUUGGACACGACUCUGGGUCCUUCAAGAGUUUGCCGUCGGUCGACGCGUCGCUGUAGCGUGCGGUGAUUGGAUUGUCAAAGCCGAUCUCAUCACCGCCACCUUGUGGGCUGUCGACAUUAUUCAGCGUCACUCCCGUAAGAAACCCAUCGAGGGACUUGACAUUAUUCGGAAGAACUACGAGUUUGUGUUUGAAAGCCCACUCAUCAGUUACGUUUAUAAUCUCUUUACGAGGAGAGCGUUAUUCCGACCACCAUCGAGCGAUACGCAGUCGUCGUAUGCGGACCCCUUGCUCAAAGUCAUCGCGACUUCUCUCUCAUUAGAGGUGGACUAUAACUCGGUUUUCUCAUCAGAUCCGAGGGACAGAGUUUUCGCAUUGCUGAACUUGGCUGCCGACAAGGAUCAUUUUGACACAUUUCCCGACUACUCUAUGUCGAUUGAAGAAGUGUACAAAGAGGCUGCGCGCAAGAUGCUGCUACAGGGCGACAUCGACGUACUGCUGUACUGCCAAACCCCGAGAAAGAUCAAGUCUCUUCCGAGCUGGGUGCCAGAUUGGGAAAUGGAAGUACGACAUCCCUGCGCCCAACCUCCGUGGUCAACUUCAUUUGAAGCAUCGGGUGGCCAAACUUCGAUGCCAACAUUUCCUUCUGAGGAUCUUGUGACGCUGGAGGGGAUAUAUAUCGACACGAUCAAAGAGACGGGAGAGACUUGGGAUCCAAAUUGGCUGGAAAAGGUUGAUAAAGCCGCGGUGGCUUCAUAUGUGGAAAGCAUCAGGGGCUUCUGUGACCGCUCACCAAGAAUCCAUGUGGGCCGCGAAGGCGCUGAUACAUCUAGAAUCGCCAUCCUCGAUGGGACUUUAUGGUUUACCUCGGUGCCGUAUCCGGAAUGGGGAACCGAAUGCGCAGCAGCUGUCGAUGAGCUCCUACAAUCACCCGCAAACGGCGAUGAGUCGACAAAGAUCGACACUUGGUAUUCCAGAACAUUGCUUCGUCUACACACGCGACGCGCCUUUUUAACAUCAACUGGUUAUGUUGGUGUUGGUCCCCUUGACACCAGGGUUGGGGAUGAAGUCUGUGUGUUUAUUGGAGGAAAUGCUGCGUAUGUUGUGCGGCCUGAGGAAAAUGAGUUGCAGUCACUAGUUGGGGAGGCCUAUGUGCACGGAGUUAUGUAUGGAGAACUAUUAAAGGGCGGUUUUGAGCAGAGAAAGCUAUAUACUUUGAGAUAA
This is a messenger RNA of Fusarium keratoplasticum, 1788 nucleotides long. RefSeq names its product HET domain-containing protein. The transcript has a single exon. The record is from RefSeq and is a predicted model, not a curated record. NCBI's taxonomy places the organism in Eukaryota, Fungi, Ascomycota, Sordariomycetes, Hypocreales, Nectriaceae. The coding region runs from base 1 to 1788 and encodes 595 amino acids.